CCAAGCGAGAUCUGACGUGGAGCGAAGUCAAUGGCGAUUAUUGAUGCGAUUGACACACAUGGCCAAAGUACAAGUAGUACGCAAUCAAAUGUGUGUUUCAGAACCAUGGCCCGACACCCAGAGAUAUUUCUGGUGGUGACAGCUAUUUUUAUAAUAUUCUUAGGACGAUAUGGAAGCAGUUUACAGGCCAAAACCAUAACAGAACCUCCUAAGGAACCAAAGCGAUUUUUUCCAUCUUUUUCACCAGUAAUAGAUUUGCCUUAUGGAAAUUUGGAACCUGUUGUAAAUAUUUUAGAAAAAGAUAGAUUUAUAUUUGUAAUGUACUAUGCACCAUGGUGUGCCAAAUCUAUGACUAUGAGAUGGGAAUUUCAGAAAGCAGCCAAAUUCAUGCAAAAUCAGGUAAAAUUUAUUGGUAUUAAUUGUUGGUGGCCCGAAGGAUCAUGUCGUAAGAGAUAUAAAUUUGUAAUGUUUCCUGUUCUAUAUGCAUACUUUUCUCAAUUAGAUGGAUACAGAUAUUUAGGCGCAGCUUCAGCUGAAUAUAUGGUAAAGUUUUUAGAAGAUCUCACAUACCCAUUAUCAUUAUUACAUACAGAAGACGAAGUAGUAGAGGUUGUAGCUAAAUAUGAUACAGCACUUGUAGCAUAUUUUGGUUUUAAUACAUCACCUCAACCACCAGGUUAUCUGCAGUAUUAUUAUGCUUCUAUGAGAAGUGUAGAACAUGAUCCUUAUCAGGUCAUGAAAUAUUGUAUUAUAACACAGUUUAAUCUAGCUUCUGUAUAUAAUCUAACCAAUAUAUCUGAUAUAGCCUUAAUGAGAUCUUCUAAUACCUCACUGAAAUUUCCGUCAGAUGCUAAUUAUACUAGUUCCUAUAUUGUUUCCUGGGUCUUACAGAACAGACAAAAGCCAGUUGUAAAAUGGAUUACACCAUUAGGUGUUAAGAGUUUAACAUUAUCUAGACAGAUAAGUCUAGGACCUAGUCUAGUUAUGUUUACACCUAUAAAUCAACUCUUUGAUAUUAAUACUUAUAUUCACAUGCUCAAAAAUAUUGCCCUCCAUUUUACAAGUGACUGUGUUAAUUAUACAUCAUUUUCUUCAAAUACAAUGAUUAACUCCUAUCAAUUGUAUAGCCUAAACACCUUACAGAAAUACAAUGAUAUAGUCAGUGUUUGUAAUCAGUUAAAAAAACAAAGUUUGUCUAAAGUCUAUAGUGCUAAAUGUUGUGUGACAUUGGCUAAUCAAAGCUCUAGUAAAAAUGUGUGUGAAGUGUGCCAUCAUAAGCAGAGUUUUAAUCCCAUAUUACCGAGUGCUUCUAACUGUGCAAUAGACGUUAAAUUACAUACCUCAAUUUUACCCACAAAAAAUCUCCAAGACAUUGAUGCCAAAAUUUGUCACAAUUCCAGACAAAAUUACAACACAAAUGAACAUUCUAGUUUUUGUUGUGAAACUUGUGCCGAAAAUAAAAUAACAAUUGAAUCCGAAACUUUCAACAAAAAUGGAAGGAGAAGAACAGACAGAUAUGUUUACCAAAAUCUUGAAUUGCUUCCCUUAAGAUUAUGCAAACGUUUAACUUUACAAAAACUUCAGGGUUUAUACACAGUGCCAGAUCUUCCUGAUUUUGAAAUUCCAAGUAAUUUUACCAAUUUAGGUUGUAAACAAAACCGAACUCUAGGGUUUUAUGCCAUUGAUUCUAUGCAUCAUUCUCUGUUUGCCAAAAGACUGGGUGUUGAUAUAGAAAGGUUAGCUGUUCUUCCUACAGCUGUUAUUAUAGAUAGAGAGGCUGAAGAACAUUAUAUUCUCAAAGAGAAUUUUACAGCCACCAAUGUAGUGAGUUUUAUUUUGAAUUUUACCAUUGGUCGGUUGCAACGUGCUUUAUUAUCAAAUGAACCAGUAGUGAAUACCUGUACUCAAGAUGAUAUGUGUAUUACAGAACUAACAUCUCAAACAUUCCAGCAAUAUAUCAGUAGGCAACAUCAGGAUGUUGUAGUAUUGGUGUAUGCUCCAUGGUGUGGUUUCUGUACCAGUGUAAAUCAUCUUUACCUAUCACUGGCUAAAUACUUCAAAACAAAUACAAAUAUUGUCUUUACAAGGAUAGAUGGUGAUAGUAAUGAUUUACCAUGGGAAUAUACAGUUGAACAAUAUCCAACCAUUAUGUUCUUCCCUGCAAACAGGAAAUCAGAUAGUGUGGUUUAUCCAGAGUCUGUGCCCUACACAUUAUCUAAUCUGGUUCGUUUCAUCCUAAAGCAUUCCACAUUUAAACUACGAACUGAAGCUGCGGUGUCUGUGUGUACAAAGACUUGUAUACAGAGGAAUCGUGAAUACGCUCGAAGAAUGGCCUAUCUUUUAAAGCAGAGAUUGAAUCGACUGAGAACUAGACUUAGGUUAAUCACCAGAUCUACGUCAGACUAUGUUGAAUAUGCGGUGCCUGUUUUAAGUGAGAAAAUCAAAAAGUUAAGCACUCAGUUAGAAACUGUGAAUCAAUUCUACCAAUAUCUACAAGAAACACGUCAUCAAAUAGAAUAUAGUCAGUUAGCUAAAUUUAUUGUAUCUUAAUAUUAUAAACUAUAAGAAAUAUCUUAAUAUUGUAAAAGUUGAUACAUAGGAGUGUACAGCUACCUGAACCCCAGAACAACAAGAUAUAGACAGGCCUGGACCCGUAUGCAUAAAAAUACUUGUAGUUACAUGCUUACCUAAAAUGUUUCAGCCUUCUACUUUAUACUUGGCCAAAGUCGCCAAUGUGCCACGAAUAAGCUAUUUUGUUAUAGUUCGUUUUUGCAUCAGAGUCAGCUAGAUUGUCUAGUGUGUACUAUGUGUACUACAUGUAUAGUCAUAAUGUUUGUAUAAAAAGCAAUAGUUACUUAGCUUCCACAAAAGAGCUUAUUAAAUGUGCUUUAUAUAGAACAUUUAUUAAUGACAGUUCUUCUUAGACCUUUCUUUUCCUGGAACCAAUUAGAUACUGGUAGGUGGAUUUUAGGAGCACUGUCAAAAUUAUUAUUAUUUAAUUAUUAUAUUGGAAAUAUGAGAAAUCAGCAUUUAUUGGUGAAGUCAAUUAUAUAAUGCAAAGAAUUAGAAGAGGAUAUUAAAGAUAUACAACUUUACAAUAAGUUUAAAUUAAAUUAGGGAGAGGGGUUUAAUAUAGGCUGUGUCUGUUCCCCAAUCCCUAUUCAGAUACAAAAUCUGAAUAAAAAUAUUGUUUAGAAAAGAAAUAAAUAUGUUUUGAUUUAUAUUGAAAAUGGCUAAAGAAAUCAGUUAAAAUGGUUUUGAGUUUAUUUAUGUUUGAAAUAAAUUUAUUUAUUUUUUUUUAAUUUGGUGAUGGACGAUUGACAUUGAUUGUAUUAUAUAUUGUUGACUAUGGUUAUAUUUUAUAUUUUUAACUUUGUUGAUCACUGUAUUAUAUAUCUACCAAAGUAUUUGUGUCUUGGUGUAUUUCUUUUAUAAGCUCAUUCAUGAAUACUUAUGGUAGGACUGAGUCCUAAGGACCCAACUGAUCUGUAUCAUCCCAUUAAUUACAGUUACCUAGUUGAUUAAAUAAAAUGGUAACCUCAAAGUUCUGAUGUUAUCUGGUAGUUAUUAUGCAGAUCAUUCAUAUAUAUAUAUAUUCCAUACACUUCC
This is a messenger RNA of Patella vulgata (common limpet), 3609 nucleotides long. Its product is annotated as thioredoxin domain-containing protein 11. Lineage: Eukaryota; Metazoa; Mollusca; Gastropoda; Patellidae. The coding region runs from base 31 to 2550 and encodes 839 amino acids. The transcript is spliced from 15 exons. The record is from RefSeq and is a predicted model, not a curated record.